UCUAAUAAGUAAAAUAAUAAACCAAACACUAAAGUAAUCACUAUAAAAAAAUAAUCAGUAUUCACUUUUCAGUUUUUACUAUUCAGUAAUCAGUAAUCACAAAUCGUAUUAAUAAUUCGUACUUCGUACUUGCGUACUUUCGUAGUCAAAUCUCAAAACAGUAAAGUUUAAAAUAUGUUACAACUUACAAGCUUACAGCGUUAAAUAGAUACUUAUUUAACCUAUCAUAAUUUUAUCUAAAAAAUACUACAAGUAUUAAUAAUAUAAAUUUUAUGAUAUAACAAAAUUCAAAUAACGAUUUACGACCAACAUUCAACAUUUACUCUAGCGUUGAGGGACGACGAACGAUAUAUUCCAUUUACAUCAUUGUCCAUACAUUGGCAAAAUGGAAGGAAAGAAACAAAUUGAUUUAAAAAAAGAGUUCAGUCAUUAUGCUACUAAAUAUAAAAGUUUAAACCCGUUCAAUGAAAUAGACUCAAAAAAACUUCUCAAAGAAAGGUACAAACAAAAUUUGGAUGAUUCCAAACCUUUGGAAGACGAACAACCAACUAAAACAGUCACUGUGGACUUAUUCAAACAAAUUCCAUUACUAGAGGAUAUAGAUUUAACUAAAUCUGAUCCUUUAUGUAAUAUGCCAAAAUUAUCUGAAAAAGAAGCUGUACGUAGAGUGAGGAAUAAAUUUAUACGACUACAAUUGUUAUACGCCCAAGAAUACAGAUAUUUGUUAUUUAAGUAUCGUGUAAAACGUCGAGAAUACUUAAUUAAUAAAAAAUGUGAUUCUGAAUCAUAUGGACAUCUAAAUAAAUCAAAAUGGACUAAUGAUGAAGAAUAUGCAAAAUUCCGUAAGCUAAAACUAUUGGAACACUAUCAAAAAAUGACAAUAGGACAAGAGGCAGUAGUGUUUAAAACAGCAAUGGAUAGAAAAAUAAGAGCAACUUCGUUAUUAAACAAUAAGGGAAAGUCACAUCUUCCACACUGUACAUAUGUAGAAAUGGGUAUAAAAUGCACAGGAAAAAUGAUACCAAAAAGUAAGUAUUGUAAGAAACAUAUCCUCAAGGAUCCAAAGCAAAUUUUAUUCAGAGCUUGCAAUGUGCUUCAAAGUGAUAAUCAAUGUCAAGAGCCUAUUGUAAAUUUUGAUAUCAAAUCUACAUGUGUCUUACAUGAGAAAUUGCCAAUGCUUCGAGAUUAAAUAUGUAUUUAUAGAUAUACUACACAAAAAAUAUUUUAUGUAUUUCUAUUUAGGUUACCUACCAAGUACAUUUUUUAGUUAAAUAGGAAUUCUUACUUUAAUUUAAUCAAUUUAUAAUACUCUAACUAAAAUAAGUUUUAUUUAACAAAUAAUUACUUAGUUAUAUAUAAUAUAUAAAUUAUGCUGUUAAGUAUAUAAUACGUAUCUUAGUAUAGGGAAAUUGAAAUGUAAUAAAUUCAUUUUGCCAUUAUAAUGUUUAUAUGUAAAUAAUGAUAAGAUCUAUAAUAAGUUGAAAUAUAUUUAUGAUAGCCAUUGUAAGAAAAUUUGGUUUAUUGUUCAAUACUAAGCAAGACAGCUUAACAUUUUGGGUUAAAUCAGCAUAUAACUAAAUCUAUUAUUAAUAAUAAAAUUACACGUGUCAAAUAAAUCAAUGUCAAACAUAACUCUGGUACAAUAAAUACUUAAAUAAUAACAUAUUAAAAAACACCAUCAUGUAUAAAAAAGUAUAGUUUUAUAUCAAUUAUUAACCGUUUGGUAAUAAGCAGUUACUGAACAAAGAAAAAAAGUUUGAAAGCAAUUGCUAAUAAACAAUGGGAGCAAAUUUUUAAAUGUAUCAUGUUAUCUGACAUUAACUGUAUGUUAUAACCACUAUUGCACUUAUUUAUAAGAAAAUAAAAAAAGUUAUCUGUAGAUACUUUCUCAUUAAAUAUGAAUAACCUCGGGAA
This is a messenger RNA of Aphis gossypii (cotton aphid), 1914 nucleotides long. It is a transcript of the gene dgt1, whose product is annotated as KAT8 regulatory NSL complex subunit 2. The coding region runs from base 386 to 1189 and encodes 267 amino acids. The record is from RefSeq and is a predicted model, not a curated record. Gene Ontology annotation, cellular component: NSL complex. Lineage: Eukaryota; Metazoa; Arthropoda; Insecta; Hemiptera; Aphididae. The transcript is spliced from 3 exons.